AUGCAAGAGAAUAUAAGAGAAAAUGGCAAGAAAAAACAACAAACCCAGAAGGAGUUAGAGCAAAACACAACAGUUUUUGUUGAUGAACAUAUGGAUGAGGAAAUAGGCUCUUCAUCACUUCCCAAGUCACAAGCCUCUGAUGCAUAUCAUGAAGGACUUCAUAAAGGGAAGAGAAAGAAAGAUGACAUAGAUAACUUUUUUGCACCAAGAACUAAACCUGGUUCUCAACCAUCAUUGAAAAGUAAGGCUGUUGAUGCUAUAGCUGCAAUUGGCCUUGGUUAUAAGUUGCCAUCCUAUCAUAAGUUGAGAGUUAAUCUUCUGCAAGAUUAUAAAGAGGAAUGUAAAUUGUUGAUAGAUUCAUAUAGAAGAUCUUGGAAAGAAAUUGGUUGCACACUCAUGGCAGAUGGUUGGACAGAUAACAGGAAUAGAACUUUAAUUAAUUUUCUUGUUUACUGUCCAAGGGGCGUUGCAUUCUUGAAAUCUGUAGAUGCUUCUCAUAUUACUAAGAAUGUCAAAACAUUAUGUUCAUUAUUUUGCAAAGUUGUUGAAUGGGUGGGGCUAGAAAAUAUUGUACAACUUGUAACAGAUAAUGCUGCAAAUUAUAAAAAGGAAGGGGAAUUACUGCAUGAAUGGUUUGGUAACAUUUGUUGGUCUCCAUGUUCUGCUCACUAUUUAAAUCUUAUUCUUAGAGAUUUUGGGAACAUUACUCAUAUUCAAGAUCUUGCGAAAAGAGCUUCAAAAGUUACAGUUUUUAUCUACAAUUAUGUCUUUAUUCUAGCUUGGCUAAGAAAAAGAGAAGGCUGGAAAGAAAUUAUAAGGCAUGGAGCUACUAGAUUUGCUACAUUUUUCAUAACUUUGAAAAACUUAUAUGAACACAAGCUUGAUUUGCAGGCUUUCAUAACAAGCAAAGCUUUCUUUGAUUCAAAGCUCUCCAAAACAGUAAAAGGGCAAGAAGUCUCAUCCAUCAUUUUGAUACAAAAUUUUGGAAUGAUUGCUUGGUAA
Dendrobium catenatum is the source of this 1002-nucleotide messenger RNA. RefSeq lists its product as uncharacterized. The record is from RefSeq and is a predicted model, not a curated record. NCBI's taxonomy places the organism in Eukaryota, Viridiplantae, Streptophyta, Magnoliopsida, Asparagales, Orchidaceae. The transcript is spliced from 2 exons. The coding region runs from base 1 to 1002 and encodes 333 amino acids.